Messenger RNA from Ruditapes philippinarum (Manila clam), 1519 nucleotides. RefSeq lists its product as uncharacterized. The record is from RefSeq and is a predicted model, not a curated record. The coding region runs from base 85 to 789 and encodes 234 amino acids. Lineage: Eukaryota; Metazoa; Mollusca; Bivalvia; Venerida; Veneridae. The transcript has 3 exons.
AGGCCAUUAUACUGUGAACAUGUAUUGAAAGAAAACAAAGUUUUAUAUAUUUUUAAAAGAAAUGAGGACUAUUUAUGCAAACUAAUGGAGAAUAGACUAGUGGAUUUCACAAUUUCAAUCAUUGUUUUAAGCUAUCUAGGUUCAUUUACCUGGGCAAAGCCAUGCAAUAACGUUAACCAUACUUACACGGGAAAUCCAAAUGAACUUUGUGGCGAAACAACAACUCAAUUAGAAAAAGACAUCAGUAACAGUAACAGGGGAAGUGACUCGAAAAAUUCUGGAAUAGCUAUUCACACUGUUUAUACAAUAAUAGUAAUUUCUGGUGUGAUUCUGAUACCAAUUAUUGUGUUAACAAGGGUAUGCUGGUUAAGAAAACUGCAGAGGCAGAGAUGUGAAGUCAUCAACGAAAUGAGGCAAAUUGUUGAUGAACGUUUUACAGAAGAGCAGAUGAGAACAAGCGGGAUGUUUAGUUUAGAUCUGUCAAACCUACCACCCGUUGUGAUGCUUGGAAAACCACCAUCAUACGAAGAAAGUAUUGCAAACCCCUGUAGUGGAUCUCCGCCACCCUAUGAUGAUCCACUAGGCUAUAAAAACAAUCACUUUGAUUUUGGUGAAAAUAUAACAAAUACUUGUGGAGAAGAGACUAAUAUACAACAAAGUACAAGUUCAACAGUUGCUUUCGGACACGAGACAGAGAAUGUCCCUGUGCCUUCAACAAGUUCAAAUAAUUCAAACGACUGUGUUGUUGUAAACAAUGAAGUAACUUUUACUAGCUCAUAUAGAUUCUGACCUUGAUUGUAAAUCGAAAAUAAAAUUGUUACAAUACUCACUGUAAGCUCAUAGGGGGCUAACAAAUGAAAUGCACGUUUUACCAGCUGAAAUAGCUGACAGAAAUCGGACUUAUAUGACAGCAUAGCACAAGUCUGUAUUUGAGAAACUUUUAAUUACAUCGUUGUGCUUGAAAACAUGAUCCAAAGAUAAACCAAACUGGUUAAUCAAUGGUUGUGUUGUAGAGACAGAUUGAUCUACUUCUCUUGCAAACAGCUUGCUUGACUAGGAUAAACUGUUUGAGUAUACCUGUACUAAAACAAGAAAAGGAGAUUAUCAUACAAACAAGUUGAUAUUAUUUCACUGCAACUCUAUGAUGCACAAACAGAUAUGUAGAUAGAUAUGAACAUAGGCUGAAAGUGGGCAAAAAGAAAUUCUUGUUACCUAUUAAUUACAAAAGUAACCAGCGGAGGGAGAGAUUGUAUAUAAAACAUAUGUUUGGUAUUUUUGUGGACCAAUAAUUCUCUUCCUGAUACAUUUCGUCGAAUUUAAUAUAUUUAGGCACGAACAAUAUAUAUUUUGUAUCUCCGUUAACGUUGCUAUUAAAUGUAUUUGUUAUCACAUGGCAACAUUUCUCUGACCAUUCCGAUCCAUAAUAUUAAACACUGUUUUGUUGUUUUUGUUUAUUUUUUGUUUUGUUGCUGUUGUUGUUGUUUUUUUAUCCAGUUUUCAAAUCCUGUAACUAACUUUU